AAGCCUGGGGUUCUCUCCCCCUUUGCUUCUGGCCCUUCUGGUUUGGAUUGAAUAAAAUCAAACCUGUUUUAAAAGAAGCCAGAAGCGUGAAGAACUUGCCACCUCCCCUCCCUCGGCAUCCCACGUGUAGCAGGGGGACACGUUGAUGGUUUCUCAGAAAGCGCCAUGCCAUGGGCCCCCUGAGGUUGGCCUGUUAGUGUUUAGGGGACCCAUUGCCAGUCUCCCCAGGGCACCUGUGCAGGCUCACGGCCAGUGUGGCACCGCCUUUGGGAAAGCCAGUCAUGGCUUCUCCCAGUCCCCAGGGUGGGGUUCUGUGCAGGCAUCCACAGCCCCACCUCACCAUUCCUGGGAGUGGGGGCUUUGCUGGCCAUCUGAGCCCUGUGUCCUGGCAGCUGUGCUGUGUACGGCCCCCUGUCCUCUUGGGGCCCCUGUCUGCCACCCUCUGGCUUCGUGCCUCCCACCCAGCUUACCAGCCCCCCUCAGCCUCCAUUCCCUCUUCCUCAGGUUCCCUUGGGGCUGAGCCUGGGUUUUGCUGACUUUCCUGCCAGAUUUAGACUGGGGGGCAGGGGCAUUUACACUCUCCAUUGAUCUCAUGGCCCAGGCCUGGUCAGACUCAGUGUUCUACGACUGAGCCCUUCUCCCCAGGAAAACAGUCACAGAGCUGGCAGUGCACAAUCACUGGUUACGCUAUGAAAGCCUCUCAAGUGCGAUUUGUAGUAGUGUGACUAAGACAGAAUUCUUGCUAACCUUUUACCCAGACCUCCCAACCAGGAGCACAAGCAUGGCUUUUGGAAUGCGGGAAUCUGUGUUUUCACUCUUUCAGCAUCCUUGGAGUGGCAGUGCUAACAGCUGCUGUCUCGCACCCUUGGUUCUGUGAAGGUGCCUGAAGUUGUAAGCCCCAAAUGGCUGGAAAGAGGUCAUCAGGCAGGUGGCCCCUGCUGCUGGGGCUACUGGUGGCCAUAGCCACUAUCCAUCUGGUCACCUGUCCCUACACCAAAGUGGAGGAGAGCUUCGCCCUGCAGGCCACGCAUGACCUGCUCUACUACCGGCAGGCCCUGGGGCAGUACGACCAUCUCGAGUUCCCUGGGGUCGUCCCCAGGACCUUCCUCGGGCCGGUGGUGAUUGCCACGUUGUCCAGUCCCGCAGUUUACGUGCUUUCGCUGUUGGAGACAUCCAAGUUUUACUCUCAGCUAAUAGCCUCUCUUGCCAGCAACUGACAGGCCGGUCCACGGUGAAGAUGUGUGGUCUGCCAGGUACUGUCCUGGGCACACCUGUCUGUCCCCUCACCGUCACUCUUAAGACCACCAGCCCAGAGGUGGCCCCUGCCGUUGAAUGAGGAGGAGGCUCCUGACACCCUUCCUGCCUGGGAGCCUGUGUUCCAGCCUCCUGACGGCCGCUGGUCAGAGCAAGGUCUGAGCCUGGCUCUCACAAACAUGGCCCCUAGAGGUGUCACAGCCCUGGGGGAAUCUCUGGUCUAGUUUAGGGCUCAGCUCAUGGCACCCCCUGGCACUGUGUCCCCCAUGACACUUCAGAGAGCAGCCCCCCAAGAGCCCUUGUGGCACCAGGCUUGGGCAUCACAGCUCCUGACAGGAGCGCAGGGGGCCUGAGGCCAGAUGUCUGUUUUCCGCACAGAGACAAUGCCCUCAGGUUGCUUUGCCUGACUUGGCUGUCAUCUGGCAUUGUAGCAGCAUAGAAAGAUCCACGUAGGGAGCCACGUAG
This is a messenger RNA of Cebus imitator (Panamanian white-faced capuchin), 1719 nucleotides long. Its product is annotated as dol-P-Man:Man(7)GlcNAc(2)-PP-Dol alpha-1,6-mannosyltransferase-like. Lineage: Eukaryota; Metazoa; Chordata; Mammalia; Primates; Cebidae. Gene Ontology annotation, biological process: protein N-linked glycosylation. Gene Ontology annotation, cellular component: endoplasmic reticulum membrane. Bases 903 to 1217 code for a protein of 104 amino acids. Gene Ontology annotation, molecular function: alpha-1,6-mannosyltransferase activity. The transcript is spliced from 3 exons. The record is from RefSeq and is a predicted model, not a curated record.